Messenger RNA from Dermacentor silvarum, 1182 nucleotides. Its product is annotated as transmembrane protein 203. The record is from RefSeq and is a predicted model, not a curated record. Bases 216 to 620 code for a protein of 134 amino acids. Gene Ontology annotation, biological process: intracellular calcium ion homeostasis. NCBI's taxonomy places the organism in Eukaryota, Metazoa, Arthropoda, Arachnida, Ixodida, Ixodidae. Gene Ontology annotation, cellular component: endoplasmic reticulum. The transcript has a single exon.
UAACAAGAUAAACAAAUCGCAGACGGGGCCGACGAGAAGUGUCGAGUUCUGGUAUGAUUUCCGACAGGCUUUUACCAUUUUUAACGUGACGGCGACGCCGCUUAAACGCUCGAGCGACGUACUUCGCUGCUAUGGAGCGACACAAGGCGAUUCCGGACCCGCGCCGUUAAGGAAGGACCUUCGAGCAAAGUUUCAGUUGACAGUGCGUCGCCACCAUGUUCAAGCUAAAGGAGUUGGCCCGAUGGCUGGGUAUGACGGUGUUCGAGAUGUUUGUGCACCUCGUUUCCAUCACCCUUUUCUCUGUCAUGGUCGUCCUCAAGCUGGACAAGGCGUUCGACGUGUCCUGGUGGACUGUGUUUGUGUCGCUGUUCAUCUGCGAUGGCUUGAACGCUUAUUUCUGCGUUAUUGUGUUCAUACGACAGUACAUCGAAGGCGUGUACAAGGCGGGCGCUUUUCGCGCCGUCUGGAGCUUUAUGCAACUGCUGCUGAUGUUUCUGUUCAAGUUGCUGCUGUGCCUUAAGGCCGAAGGGCAGAAGAGUAGCCUCGUGUACUCGGAGGUGUUUGCGCCGCUGUUUAUUCUGCUGAUGCUCGUCAUGGUGCGCGCCUGUCAUCUGCAUUGACGUGUGCUAGGAUUUUUUAAAAUGACGUUUCUUCGAAGAGCGCGAGCCACAUCUGCGUAGGGCAGCUGCGUCGUCGGCGUAUCUUUGCAGUGUAUCGUCUGUGGGCUACGGCUGCGUCGUCUGCUGCUGUUACCUCGCUGUACAAAGCUAACUGACGUUCGUUAACUCUUGUUUGCGAGAUUUAUUUAUUUCUUCUUGCGUUGCCGUGAGUAACUUUCAUAGUCCUGUGAAUAAGUCAAAAUGAUAAGGCCCGAAAACAUGUUACUGGAUUGGCGCGACUACUUACGAAGUAAACGGAAUGCUGUUUAAAGUACUAUCGCACUUAAUCCUGCUGCUCUUCAAUGACAGCUGCAGCUGUUUUGGCAGGUUGUUUUUGGUUAGUGAGUUGAGCGGUGCACAUCUCUUUUGCAAAAGAACUGUGUGAGCCAUCGUUUUCUAGUGCGCAAAGACUAUUGAUGUCUAUCUUGACCUCUGUUAAUAGAGUCAAAAGCUUGCAGCCACAAGUCCGAAGCCCUAAGAUUCUUUUGACUGAGGUCAGCAUGUAAUAAAAACAAUUUCUUCA